Molecule: messenger RNA, 648 nt
Organism: Dipodomys ordii (Ord's kangaroo rat)
Lineage: Eukaryota; Metazoa; Chordata; Mammalia; Rodentia; Heteromyidae
Gene: Dusp29
Product: dual specificity phosphatase and pro isomerase domain containing 1
Exons: 4
Coding region: 1-648 (215 amino acids)
Biological process (GO): protein dephosphorylation; negative regulation of MAPK cascade
Cellular component (GO): cytoplasm
Molecular function (GO): protein tyrosine/serine/threonine phosphatase activity; MAP kinase phosphatase activity
Source: RefSeq, a predicted model, not a curated record
AUGAUAUCCGGACGUACAAAGACAAGACUCAAGAAUGCUUGCCCGUGUCCCAAAGGGCUGUCCCUGGAGGAGAAGGAAGAGGAGGCAGAGGACUACUGCACACCUGGAGCCUUCGAACUGGAGCGACUCUUUUGGAAGAGCAGUCCCCAGUACACCCAUGUCAACGAGGUCUGGCCCAGGCUCCACAUCGGAGAUGAGGUGACGGCGCUGGACCGCUACGGGCUGCAGAAGGCGGGCUUCACGCAUGUGCUGAACGCCGCCCAUGGCCGCUGGAACGUGGACACCGGGCCCGACUUCUACAGUGACUUGGCCAUCCAAUACUUCGGCGUCGAGGCUGACGACGUGCCUACCUUCGACCUCAGCAUUUUCUUCUACACAGCUGCCUCUUUUAUCCACGCGGCCCUCAGCUGCGACAAGAGUAAGAUCCUGGUUCACUGUGCCAUGGGCCGCAGCAGGUCAGCAACCCUUGUCUUGGCCUACCUGAUGAUCUACAAGAACAUGACUCUGGUGGACGCCAUCCAACAAGUGGCCAAGAACCGCUGUGUCCUACCAAACAGGGGAUUUCUGAAGCAGCUUCGAGAGUUGGACCAGCAGCUGGUGGAGGAGAGGCGACAGACUCAGCUGGAGGACAGCAAGCUGAAGCUGUAA